CAGAUAUACUUCCACUCUAAUUUAGAUUAUACAAAAAUAAAAAAUAAACAUGUUUUAGACAGUAAAUUACCAUCUAAGUUCUGAAUUUUUUGUUUUUAAUCAACAAAUAUUAGAAACAAACUUGUUCACAAAAAAAAGAACAUAUAAAAACUUUCCGUAGUUUUGAGUACAUUUCCAGUUUAAAUUGAACGUUUAAUAAAAUAAGUUCGCUCCAAAGUGUGUGAAAUGAUUGCUGUUACGGUAUUUGUGGCGUUGAUAACGUGGGCGAUAGUAAAAUAUGUUUUGCAUAUGCGACACACAGAAAGUUAUGUGAAAAAUUUAAAAUUUGUAACACCUUUUGUUCCAUUUUUUGGUAACAUACUUACGUUGAUUAGAAUUUCGGGUGACAAUGCUGAAACAUUCUCUGAAUUAUUUGAGACUGUAAAACGGCAAGAGACUCCAUUAAAAUCAUACAUUGGCCAUGAAUUAAAUAUUAUUUUAGAUAAACCAGAAGAUGUGAAAACGAUUCUCACGUCACCAAAUUGUCUCGAUAAACCGUUCAUGUACAACUUUUUCCCAUAUAAACAUGGACUGUUAAAUGAAAGAUCGGGUAAGCGUUGGAAACCGAUCCGCAAACUGUUCAAUCCGAUGUUCAAUUUGAAAAUGUUGCAGUCAUUCAUACCAAUUUUCAACGAGAAAACAAGAAAGCUAGUAAAACAGCUUGAAAAAGAGGUUGGAAAUCGAAAAGGAUUUGAUAUAGAGCAUUAUGUAGGUGCCUGCAAUUUGGAUUCGAUUUGUACCACCAUUAUGGGUCUCGACAUUGAUUUGAAUUCUAGUGGAGGAAAGGAGUUCAUACGCAGUUUUGAUAACAUUCAUAAUGUAGUCGCGAGGCGGAUAGCCAGUCCCUGGACAUAUUUUGAUUCAAUUUAUCGCUGGACAAAUUUGUACAAAGAAGAAGAAAAAGAAGUGUCCGCUAUGCGUUUUCUAACCAAUAAGGUCUUUGAUGAAAAAACCAGAGCCCAUUUGGCUCUUGAGAAUAAUAAUCCACCAGAAAGUCUCGAUUGCGGUUCGAAAAGAGCACAUCUUCCAAUUAUUCCGUUGUAUUUUGAAGGAAAACUGAGCGAGGAAUUGGUGAAACAACAAAUCGAAACAUUUUUGGGUGGGGGGUAUGAAACAACUGCCUUAAUUACGUCUUUUACCAUUCUUACACUUAGCAUGCAUCCGCAUAUACAAGAACAAGUAUUCGACGAAUUGCAUUCGGUGUAUGAGACUCAAGAUGAAGAGACAACCUAUGAACAUAUCCGAAAAUUGCAUCUUCUAGACCGUGUUAUCAAGGAAACUAUGAGACUCUUACCUCUGGCUUGCUUACUCUUACGCACUACCACUGCCGAGAUACCAAUCAGCAAAUGUACACUUCCAAGAGAUACUUCGAUUAUUAUAUCAGUCUUCACAAUGCAUCGGAGAAAAGACAUUUGGGGCGAUGACGCGAAUGAUUUCAAUCCCGAUCAUUUUCUGCCGGAGAACGUUGAGAAGCGGCAUCCCUUUGCAUUUGCGCCGUUCAGUUUGGGUCCUCGUAACUGCAUUGGUCAUCAGUAUGCAAUGUUCUCAAUGAAAGUGAUGCUGUCGACCAUAUUGCGCAAAUUCAAAUUCAGCCCAGUGAAAUUAAUGAAAAUGUCAGACCUAAAAUUAACAUUUGAAAUUACGCUGAAGUUGGUGGACAAGUACUUGGUGACAGUAUCACCGCGUAAUUGCAAUAAACCGGAAGAUGUGAAAGAAAUUCUCAUGUCAUCAAAUUGUUUUGAUAAGCCGUUCAUGGCUGAAUUCUUUCCAUUUAAAAAUGGAAUUGUCAUCGAAAGUUCUGGUGCACGUUGGAAACCACUUAGAAAAUUGUUGAAUCCUGAGAGACGAGGUCGGAGGACCAGAGUUUUUGAGGAAAAUAUCAAAGUGCAUUUGGCUGCAAAGUGUGAUAAUCCGUCUGGAAAUUCCGAAUAUCAAUGGAAUAAGGCGCACCUUCCCUUCAUUCCGUUGUAUAUCGAGGGAAAAAUGACCGAAGAAUUAGUUAAACAGCAAAUUGAAUCGUUUUUGAUAGCUGGAUAUGAGACAACAGGUUCUGCUACGGCUUUUGCCAUUUUGGCGCUAGCCAUGCAUCCGCACAUACAAGAACAAGUCUUCAAAGAAUUACGCUUGGUCUAUGAGAGUCAAGACGAAGAAACCACUAAUGAACAUAUACAAAAGCUGCAUCUUCUAGACCGUGUUAUCAAGGAAACUCUACGACUAUUUCCAACUGCGCCAAAUCUUUUGCGAUCAACCAGUGAUAUGGUAUCAAUCAGCAAUUGUACACUUCCAAAAGAUACUUCGGUUAUAUUAUCAAUCUUUACAAUGCACCGGAGAAAAGAUGUCUGGGGCGAUGCAGAGGAAUUCAAUCCAUAUCAUUUUCUACCGGAGAACGUUGAGAAGCGACAUCCGUUUGCAUUUGUGCCAUUUGGCGUGCUAAUGACGUGGGCUAUAGCUAAAUACAUUUUGAGAAUGUAUAAUUACGAAAGAUAUGUAAACCAUUUGAAAUUUAAACGACCAUUUUUUCCAUUUUUUGGAAAUAUAUUUUCAUUUGUUGGAUUGUCUCCAGCUGAAUUAUUCAGUGAAUUUGUUCGAUUUGCAACCGAAAGUGAAACUCCAUUAAAGACAUACAUCGGAUCGCAACUGGUUAUAACCUUAGAUAAGCCCGAAGAUGUGAAAGCUGUUCUCAUGUCGCCAAAUUGCCUCGAUAAGCCAUUUGUCUAUGAUUUUUAUCCAUCUCCAAACGGGAUAAUAACACAAAGAUCGGGAGCCAAAUGGAAACCAGUUCGUAAAUUGUUAAAUCCAAUGUUCAAUUUGAAGACAUUGCAAUCAUUUAUACCAAUUUUUAAUGAGAAGACGAAGUACCUUGUGAAAGAGCUGGAAAAAGAGGUUGGAAAAUCAGCUUUUGACAUCAUGACAUAUGCAGAAGAUUGUACAUUGGACGAAAUUUGUUCUACGGUAAUGGGGCUUGAUAUCGAUUUGAAAUCUAACCAAGGAAAGGAAUUUAUCCACAGCAUGUCUGCUGUUUUUGAUAUUAUCGUGCACCGAUUUACCAGGCCAUGGAUUCACUACGAUUUCACUUAUCGAUUUACAAAAUUAUACAAAGAGGAACGAAAACUACUGGAAAACAUAAGAAAUUUAACGAAUCUGGUUUUCGAUGAAAAGAUCAAGGCUUUUGAAUCAAACAAUGGCCGUUCCUGCAGAGAUGAUAAAUAUCUUUCGAAGGGACCUCACAUGCCACUUAUAGAGCUAUUUAUUGAAGGAAAACUCAGCGAAGAAAUGGUCAAGCAACAAAUUGAAAUAAUUAUAAUGGCUGGUUUUGAUACAACCGCAACAACUACCGCUUAUGUAACUUUAAUGUUAGCAAUGCACCCACAUAUUCAAGACCAAGUUUUCAAAGAGUCACAGAUGAUUUUCAAGGCACAAAACGAAGACAUAACUUAUGAACAUAUUCAAAAAAUGAAUAUUCUAGAUCGCGUAAUUAAGGAAACAAUGCGCCUAUUUCCAGUGGCUGCAUUGACGUCCCGUGUAUCUACUAAUGAGGUAUCGAUUAGCAACUGCGUUCUACCAAAAGAUACGGUGUUUGAAGUCGCAAUUUAUACAUUGCAUCGGAGGCGAGACAUUUGGGGCGAUCACGCGAAUGAAUUUAAUCCAGAUCAUUUUCUGCCAGAGAACGUUGAGAAGCGGCAUCCAUUCUCGUUUCUUCCAUUCAGUGGUGGUCCUCGUAACUGCAUUGGUUAUCAGUACGGAAUGUUUUCUAUGAAAAUCAUGUUAUCGGCUAUUUUGCGACACUAUAAAUUCAGCACCGAUCUAAAAAUGUCAGAACUUAAGACCAAAUUUGAAAUUCUCCUAAAACUUGAGAAUAAACACAUGGUUAAAAUUGAAAGACGCAAUUGGUCCAAUUGAAUGUUUAGCAUUGUGUAAACUAAG
Contarinia nasturtii (swede midge) is the source of this 3963-nucleotide messenger RNA. RefSeq lists its product as uncharacterized. Bases 226 to 3939 code for a protein of 1237 amino acids. The transcript is spliced from 19 exons. Gene Ontology annotation, molecular function: oxidoreductase activity, acting on paired donors, with incorporation or reduction of molecular oxygen; monooxygenase activity; heme binding. Lineage: Eukaryota; Metazoa; Arthropoda; Insecta; Diptera; Cecidomyiidae. The record is from RefSeq and is a predicted model, not a curated record.